This is a messenger RNA of Nicotiana tabacum (common tobacco), 758 nucleotides long. NCBI's taxonomy places the organism in Eukaryota, Viridiplantae, Streptophyta, Magnoliopsida, Solanales, Solanaceae. The record is from RefSeq and is a predicted model, not a curated record.
CUGGCACGUGUUGGUGAGCCAGAAGUCACCAUGUUUUCGGGUGUCGGCGCUUUCAGAUCGUACAUAGCUAACACUUUUAAAUGCUUGCAUCAUCUACCUCCUUUUAGUUAUAGCAACACGAGAGAAGAGAAGAUCCCUAAGCUGGCUGGAGUUGGCAAGUUCAAAGACCUAGAAAAGAAGGGGAGAUCACGAUUAAAUACCAAUGCUGCCCUCAAUGUAAAGGACGAAUGUGUUCUAUCACUUGUGGCUACUCUAUUAGCUACUGUAAUGCAUACAGCAGUUUCUCACUUGCCUUACUUCAUUGCCAAGGCUAAUCACAUCUAUGACGGUGAUACAGGUCGAAUAGUCCAAUAUAUAAGAGAUUCCCCCAUCGUUUCUUCAUUCAUAUUAUUUAACUCAACAGGUUUUGUAGCAUCAUUGGCUAUUGUUAUGUCCAUUCUGCGCAGUUUACCAUUGAAACCGUGGACUCAGAUGGCAGUAUUUAUGUAUUAUGUCUCCUACAUGUGCAUGAUCAUGAAAAUAUUACCACUGGGAUCCUGGCUGGUACUCUUCCUUUCCGUCCCAUUGCUAUUAUUGGCAGCUUCUGGAAAACUGUGCAACUUUGCAGAGGAAAGACCUGCAAUUCCGCUACUUAUUUAAAGAAUCAGGUACUUUUAGAGAUCUGAAAUUUAUGAAUGUAUAAGGAUUUAUAUGCUUCAGAAAAAGGUACUCUUGUGUAGCUUCAUGUGUAAAUAAAAAAGGUGGAUCCACAUAUCAAC